Messenger RNA from Fusarium falciforme, 795 nucleotides. RefSeq lists its product as hypothetical. The record is from RefSeq and is a predicted model, not a curated record. Gene Ontology annotation, molecular function: protein binding. Lineage: Eukaryota; Fungi; Ascomycota; Sordariomycetes; Hypocreales; Nectriaceae. The coding region runs from base 1 to 795 and encodes 264 amino acids. The transcript has a single exon.
AUGCACGACGACACACCCAAGUCGCAAGGCGACCCUCAGAGCCCUUGGCCUUGCUGCAGUGUAUCUACCUUGUACGAUGUCGAAGUUCCUUCAGAGACUCCGGCAUACGCAGUUCUGUCUGGAAACUUGACUCAGACGCGGGAAUUGGCGGCUGCUGGGGCCUACACUCGCCCGUCUGAUGCAUGGACGAUCUACCAGGCAUGCCUUCAAGGUCACCCAAUGAUCCAGGCACUCUCUGCGAAUCCGGCAGUAGAUCUAAACCCAGUAAUUCUGGGGCAGAUGGGCGACCGGGUCUUCCACUUCCUUCUUCGCACCUCUCAUAGCCACUUCCUGGGCAAUAAACCAGAGGUUCUUAGACAGCUUAUCUGGCACGGCAUCGACCCUCUACAGACCGACCGCCUUGGCAACAAUGCACUCCACAUCAUAGCGGGGUUGCCAACGGAUCAAGAGAGUCUUCAACUGAUGGAGCUUCUGCUGGGAGACAAUGCACCGAGCGUUAUCCGUGCUUGCUGCAUGUCUAACAUUGAUCGCGGAAACGGUCUCGAUGAUGCGGGCGAACGUGGCGACACUGCAUUGCACAUCGCCGUCUUUAACGAUAACGAGUCCUGCGUGAAGCUUCUUCUGGAACGUGGGGCCAGUCCACACUCUGAAGGUCUGUCUAACAAGACUCCGCUGUAUUUUGCGAUGGAGAGGAAUCACAUUGGCAUUGUUCACUUGCUCCUCGAGCACGGCGCGAUUGUGGAGGCAGACAUGCUCGCGCAGUCGCCAUGGCUGGCGGCUGAAGUUACUUCCUAA